AUGUGGAUUCUCGACUGGUUUUGGGAUAUCUUGGCCCAGCUGGGUCUGGCCAACAAGCACGCCAAACUGCUCUUCCUCGGCCUCGAUAACGCUGGCAAGACCACUCUCCUCCACAUGCUCAAGAACGACCGCGUAGCCAUCCUUCAGCCCACCCUCCACCCAACCUCAGAAGAGCUCAGCAUCGGCAAUGUCCGCUUCACCACGUUCGAUCUCGGCGGUCACCAGCAGGCCCGACGCCUGUGGAAGGACUACUUCCCCGAAGUCAGCGGCAUCGUCUUCCUCGUCGACGCCAAGGACCCAGAGCGCUUCGCCGAGAGCAAAGCCGAGCUCGACGCCCUCCUCAGCAUGGAGGACCUCAACAAGACCCCCUUCCUCAUCCUCGGCAACAAGAUCGACCACCCCAACGCCGUCAGUGAAGAUCAGCUGCGACAUGAGUUGGGUUUGUACCAGACUACCGGCAAGGGCAAGGUGCCGUUGGAUGGCAUAAGACCCAUUGAGAUCUUCAUGUGCUCGGUGGUCAUGAGACAAGGAUACGGUGACGGUAUCCGCUGGCUGUCCCAGUACGUCUAG
Molecule: messenger RNA, 570 nt
Organism: Zasmidium cellare ATCC 36951
Lineage: Eukaryota; Fungi; Ascomycota; Dothideomycetes; Mycosphaerellales; Mycosphaerellaceae
Exons: 2
Coding region: 1-570 (189 amino acids)
Biological process (GO): intracellular protein transport; membrane organization; endoplasmic reticulum to Golgi vesicle-mediated transport
Cellular component (GO): COPII vesicle coat; endoplasmic reticulum exit site
Molecular function (GO): GTP binding; GTPase activity
Source: RefSeq, a predicted model, not a curated record